AUGCUCCAACAAACCCGUGUCAAGCUUUCUUCAUCCUUGAGUCGUUGUGGUAGCAGUGCAAUGGCUUCGGGCAGCAAGCUCUCUGUAGCCCUCUCAUCAUCAAGCACAUGCUCUCAUCAGAGAUUUUAUCAUAGUAUUACUAGCGCCGAGACCACACACAAUGUCCUUCCAAACAAUAUUCAACGCGAUUCUGAAUUUAAACAGAACUAUUCUCACAACCUGGCCGGUGUCAAUGAUUUGAAGAAUUUGAUUGAAAAGAUAAAAUUGGGAGGUGGUGAAAAGUACAGAAAGAUGCAUACGGACAGAAAUAAGCUUUUGGUCCGAGAUCGUAUUAAUCGAAUGCUCGAUGAUGGAUCUCCAUUCCUUGAGUUCAGUCAAUUGGCUGGUUACCAAUUAUAUGGAAAGGAUGAAGUACCAGCUGGUGGUAUUAUCACUGGUAUUGGUAAAAUUCAUGAUCAGUUAUGUGUCAUUGUUGCCAAUGACGCCACCGUGAAAGGAGGUACCUACUAUCCAAUCACUGUCAAGAAACAUUUAAGAGCACAAGAAAUUGCUGAACAAAACAAUUUGCCAUGUAUCUAUGUGGCUGACAGCGGUGGAGCUAACUUGGAGCAUCAAGCCGAUGUGUUUCCAGAUAAGAUGCACUUUGGUAGAAUUUUCUAUAAUCAAGCUCAAAUGAGUGCUAAAGGUAUUCCACAAAUUGCUGUCGUUAUGGGUAAAUGUACUGCUGGUGGUGCCUACGUUCCUGCCAUGGCUGAUGAGAGUAUUAUUGUGAAAGGAAAUGGUACUAUUUAUUUGGGUGGUCCACCAUUGGUUAAGGCAGCCACUGGUGAAGAAGUGACUGACGAGGAAUUGGGUGGUGCUGAUGUUCACUGCAGACAAAGCGGUGUCACUGAUUAUUAUGCCAAUGAUGAAACAGAAGCUAUUUAUUUAACAAGAAGAAUUGUUGCAAAUUUGAACAUGAAGAAGAAGGACUUUUUGGGUCAAAACAAUAGCAACAGAAAUCAAAUUCCUACUGAAUUUGAGGAACCAAAAUACAGUGCUGAUGAGAUUUUGGGUAUUAUUCCUCGUGAUGGCAGAAAGAACUUUGAUAUCAGAGAUAUUAUUGCACGUAUCGUUGAUGGAAGUAGAUUUGAUGAAUUCAAGCAAUUAUAUGGUACAACAUUAGUGACUGGUUUUGCCAAAAUUUAUGGCAAACCAGUAGGUAUUGUUGCCAACAAUGGAAUUUUAUUCUCUUCUUCUGCUCAAAAGGGAGCUCACUUUAUUGAAUUGUGUUGCCAAAGAGGCAUUCCUCUCCUCUUCCUUCAAAACAUUACUGGUUUCAUGGUUGGUAAACAGUACGAAAAUGGUGGUAUUGCUAAAGAUGGAGCUAAAAUGGUGAUGGCUGUUGCCAAUGCUAAAGUUCCAAAGAUUACAGUUUUGAUUGGUGGUAGUUUUGGUGCUGGUAAUUAUGGUAUGUGUGGAAGAGCCUAUAAUCCAAGAUUUUUGUACAUGUGGCCCAAUUCAAGAAUUUCUGUCAUGGGUGGUGAGCAAGCUGCCUCUGUUCUUUCUCAAGUAAGACAAGAAGGUUUGAAGAGAAGUGGAAAGGAGGUUCCAGAAAGUGAAAUUGAGACAUUUAAGAACAGUAUUAGAGCCAAGUAUGAGCAUGAGGGUCAUCCAUACUAUUCAAGUGCCAGAUUGUGGGAUGAUGGUGUGAUUGAUCCACGUGACACAAGAAGAGUGAUUGGUUUGAGUUUGAGCGCAUGUGAAAAUGUUCCAAUCGAACAACCAACUCAAUUUGGUGUUUUCAGAAUGUAA
This is a messenger RNA of Naegleria fowleri, 1794 nucleotides long. RefSeq lists its product as uncharacterized. Gene Ontology annotation, molecular function: methylcrotonoyl-CoA carboxylase activity. Gene Ontology annotation, cellular component: methylcrotonoyl-CoA carboxylase complex; mitochondrion. Gene Ontology annotation, biological process: L-leucine catabolic process. Bases 1 to 1794 code for a protein of 597 amino acids. NCBI's taxonomy places the organism in Eukaryota, Heterolobosea, Eutetramitea, Acrasida, Naegleriidae. The transcript has a single exon. The record is from RefSeq and is a predicted model, not a curated record.